GUCUUCUUCUCCAUCACCAUUCACCACCCUUCUCCUUCCUUCUCUUAUUUGUUUAAUUGAAAAAAAAGUCAAAUAACAAAAAAUUUAAACUAAUAAUUUCCAAAAUAAAAAGACAGUCAUGCGAUCCAGAUCUCUGAUACAACAAUCCAACAAUCAUCAUUAACCCACUUUUGUAAAAACAAAAUGACACGAAUGUUGUCCUUAGUGGUAUUCAUAGUACUAGUAUGUUUGAUGAAUGUCGGGUCAGGUCAAAGGAUCCACACGUUGUUUUCAGUAGAAUGCCAAGAUUAUUUUGACUGGCAAACUGUUGGGUUGGUUCAUAGUUUCAAAAAAGCCCGUCAACCCGGCCCGAUUACAAGGCUACUUAGUUGCACUGAUGAUCAGAAGAAACAUUAUAAAGGAAUGAAUUUAGCUCCCACUUUUGAAGUUCCUUCUUACAGUAAACACCCUGUUACUGGUGACUGGUAUCCUGCAAUUAACAAGCCAGCGGGAGUUGUUCACUGGCUUAAACAUAGUAAAGAUGCAGAAAAUGUUGAUUGGGUUGUUAUACUGGAUGCAGAUAUGAUUAUCAGAGGCCCAAUUUUACCAUGGGAGAUUGGUGCAGAGAAAGGAAGACCUGUUGCUGCAUAUUAUGGGUACUUGGUGGGGUGUGAUAAUAUACUUGCCAAAUUGCACACUAAGAACCCUGAACUAUGUGACAAAGUUGGUGGCCUUUUAGCAAUGCAUAUAGAUGAUCUUCGAGCUUUGGCACCAAUGUGGCUCUCUAAAACAGAGGAAGUACGAGCAGACACAGCUCAUUGGGGAACAAAUAUAACCGGUGAUAUUUAUGGCAAGGGGUGGAUCAGUGAGAUGUAUGGAUACUCAUUCGGCGCAGCAGAGGUGGGACUCCGACACAAAAUUAAUGAUAACCUGAUGAUCUACCCAGGAUAUAUUCCACGAGAGGGGGUUGAGCCUAUACUAAUGCAUUAUGGCUUACCAUUUUCUGUUGGCAACUGGUCAUUUAGUAAAUUGGAACAUCAUGAAGAUGGUAUUGUUUAUGAUUGUGGACGGCUAUUUCCAGAACCUCCAUAUCCCCGAGAAGUGAGGGCAAUGGAACCUAAUCAGCACAAACUGAGGGGACUUCUCUUAAAUAUAGAAUGUAUGAAUACACUAAAUCAAGGUCUCCUAUUACAACAUGCAGCAUUUGGCUGCCCCAAGCCAAAAUGGUCAAAAUAUUUGAGUUUCUUGAAAGGUAAAAGUUAUGCCGAGAUGACUAAACCUAAAGGUCUGACCCCUCAGAGUUUGAAAAUUAUGGAAUCACAACACGAAGAAUCUCUAGUAGAUGAACCUGUAAAUCCAAACACAAAAAUCCACACACUUUUCUCCACAGAAUGCACCCCGUAUUUUGAUUGGCAAACAGUUGGUCUGAUGCACAGCUUUAGCCUCAGCCGACAGCCGGGAAAUAUUACAAGACUUCUAAGUUGUACAGAAGAAGACCUGAAACAAUAUAAAGGUCAUGAUUUGGCUCCCACACAUUACGUUCCAUCUAUGAGUCGACAUCCAUUGACAGGGGACUGGUAUCCGGCGAUAAACAAACCUGCUGCAGUCCUUCAUUGGCUCAAUCAUGUCCAAACUGAUGCUGAAUAUAUAGUAAUCCUUGAUGCUGACAUGAUCAUGAGAGGACCAAUUACUCCAUGGGAGUUUAAAGCAGCGCGAGGCAGACCAGUUUCGACUCCCUAUGACUACCUUAUUGGGUGUGACAAUGAGCUUGCAAAACUCCAUACUAGCCAUCCUGAAGCUUGUGACAAGGUUGGUGGUGUGAUUAUAAUGCACAUAGACGAUCUUCGAAAGUUUGCUCUCUUGUGGUUGCAUAAAACAGAGGAAGUAAGAGCUGACACUGCACAUUAUGGCAAAAAUAUAACUGGAGACAUCUAUGAGUCUGGGUGGAUUAGUGAAAUGUAUGGUUAUUCCUUUGGUGCAGCAGAGCUGAAGUUGCGGCAUGUUAUAAGCCGUGAAAUAUUGAUAUAUCCUGGAUAUAUUCCUGAAUCUGGAGUCAAGUAUCGAGUUUUCCACUAUGGGUUAGAUUUUGGGGUUGGGAACUGGAGUUUUGAUAAAGCAAACUGGAGAACCGUUGAUGUGGUCAAUAAGUGUUGGGCUAAGUUUCCUGACCCUCCAGAUCCUUCAGAAGCUGAUCAAACAAAUGAGGACAGUAGACAACGUGACUUGCUAAGCAUAGAAUGCGGAAAGACACUAAAUGAAGCUCUUCGUUUACACCAUGAAAGGAGGAGAUGUGGUGACCCUAAAUACAUAGCCCAGCCAGAUCCGGAGAUACUAAAUGAAGGCACUAUGGGUGAUAAAUUUGGUCAAUCUGAGGAAAGUAAUAUGGUAACUGGUGAUAACUCUACAUUGGUGGAUGACUCAUCAUUGCCUGAAGAAUCAAGUCAGACGUUUCUUCAUUUUAGAUUUUGGAUGAUAUUUUUAUGGGCAUCUUCGGUUUUAGGUUUUGGGGUGGUGAUGAUGGUAAUACUUAGAGGCCGUAAAGGGCAGAAGAAAAGAGGGAAAGGCUCGAAGAACAGAAGGAGGUCCUCACAUUCAGGUUUCUGGGACAUUAACGACCAAGAUAGGACUGUUCGCACCUCUGAAGUAUGAUGAAAGCUUCAAAGAAUCAGUCUUUAGCUGGUUUUUGAUGGUCGAGUCACCAAAAUUGUAGCAUAGAUUGGUGGGUAGAGCUGAAGAAAUUUGCAGAUCCCGAGAAAGGAAAUCUUGAAAUCCUGAUUAUAAUGCAUAAAAAAAUGUGUAAUUUUGUUGUAAUGUUAGAUUAUAUCCAGUUAUAAAUAUGGAGAAUGUAAAUUUUGGAGAAGCUUUAUUAUUUGAAGAGUUGAAACACGUAAUUCACGAGA
Molecule: messenger RNA, 2879 nt
Organism: Erigeron canadensis
Lineage: Eukaryota; Viridiplantae; Streptophyta; Magnoliopsida; Asterales; Asteraceae
Product: peptidyl serine alpha-galactosyltransferase
Exons: 8
Coding region: 184-2628 (814 amino acids)
Molecular function (GO): glycosyltransferase activity
Source: RefSeq, a predicted model, not a curated record